Polypterus senegalus (gray bichir) is the source of this 7421-nucleotide messenger RNA. It is a transcript of the gene glg1a, whose product is annotated as golgi glycoprotein 1a. Gene Ontology annotation, cellular component: Golgi membrane. Bases 111 to 3449 code for a protein of 1112 amino acids. The record is from RefSeq and is a predicted model, not a curated record. Gene Ontology annotation, molecular function: fibroblast growth factor binding. NCBI's taxonomy places the organism in Eukaryota, Metazoa, Chordata, Cladistia, Polypteriformes, Polypteridae. The transcript is spliced from 25 exons.
GGGGGCUGUGCGACUGAAGAGCCGCUGCAGCUGUAUAGUGCUAACCGUGGUGCAUACGUAAUCAGCGUCACUACCAAGAGUGGUGAGUAGCUGGAGCUGUUUCCUCGAAGAUGGCGGGGUGCAGACGUGUUCAAUUGCUUUCACUGCUAUGGAUGGUGGUUUUAGUUGCCGUGUGUGAAGUGAAAGAAAGCCUUGCCAAUGCUCUCAACAGUGCGAACUUUAAACCAAAUGCUGCCAACUCCGAACAGGCUGUCGUGGGCCCGGUCACCCAGACUCGCCGGACUAACGCCUGGAAGCUGGCCGAUGAGGAGGCCUGUCGUGAAGACCUGACCCGUUUGUGUCCCAAACAUACCUGGGGCAACAACCUUGCCGUGCUCGAGUGUCUUCAAGAUCGGAAGGACGACUCAGAAAUUUCUUCCGACUGCAAUCAUCUUUUAUGGAAAUAUAAACUUAACUUAACAACUGAUCCCAAGUUUGAGUCUGUAGCAGUGGAUGUCUGUAAAAGCACAAUUUCUGAGAUUAAAGAAUGUGCUGAGGAAGAAAGGGGCAAAGGCUAUUUAGUGUCCUGUUUAGUUGAUCACCGUGGAAACAUUACAGAGUACCAGUGUCAUCAAUACAUUACCAAAAUGACUGCUAUAGUCUUUAGUGAUUACAGACUCAUCUGUGGCUUUAUGGAUAGCUGCAAAGAAGAUAUUAACAUUCUGAAAUGUGGCAGCAUUAUAACAGGCGAGAAGGACAUACAUUCCCAAGGUCAGGUAAUUGCUUGCCUGGAGAAAGCAUUAGUAAAGGAAGCGGAGAUUCAAGACAGUAGACCUCCGAUCAAGGAAGAAUGCAAAAAAUCCAUUCUGCGAGUUGCUGAGCUCUCAUCAGAUGAUUUUCACCUUGACCGAUACCUCUACUUUGCCUGCCGUGAUGACAGGGAACGCUUUUGUGAAAAUACUCAGGCUGGUGAAGGCAGAGUUUACAAGUGUCUCUUUAACCACAAGUUUGAAGAAUCCAUGUCUGAGAAGUGUCGAGAUGCAUUGACAACACGGCAGAAGCUGAUUGCUCAGGAUUACAAGGUCAGCUACUCCCUUGCAAAGGCCUGCAAAGUGGAUUUGCGUAAAUAUCGUUGUAAUGUGGAAAACCUCCCCCGUGCCCGAGAAGCACGUCUGUCAUAUCUCCUGUUAUGUCUGGAGUCAGCUGUGCACAGAGGUCGGACAGUCAGUGGUGAGUGUCAAGGAGAAAUGCUGGAUUAUCGAAGAAUGUUAAUGGAAGACUUCUCACUGAGCCCAGAGAUAGUCCUGAAUUGCCGUGGUGAAAUUGAGCACCAUUGUUCUGGCCUUCACCGCAAGGGGCGCACUCUUCAUUGCCUAAUGAGAGUUGGCAGAGGGGAGAAGGGCAACCUUGGUGCUGUUUGCCAGCAGGCAUUACAAACACUUAUCCAGGAGACUGAUCCUGGUGCCGAUUACAGAAUUGAUCGUGCCCUGAACGAAGCUUGUGAAUCUGUUAUUCAGACAGCCUGCAAACAUAUACGUAAUGGAGAUCCCAUGAUUCUAUCAUGUCUGAUGGAGCAUCUUUACACUGAAAAGAUGGUGGAAGAUUGUGAGCAUCGCCUUCUUGAGUUGCAGUACUUUAUAUCCCGGGACUGGAAGCUUGAUCCAAUUCUGUACCGCAAGUGCCAAGGAGAUGCUGCUCGACUUUGUCAUACUCAUGGCUGGAACGACACUAAUGAAGUUAUGCCACCUGGGGCCAUUUUCUCCUGCUUGUAUCGCCAUGCUUAUCGCACAGAGGAACAGGGACGUAGGUUAUCACGAGACUGCAAGGCUGAGGUUCAACGAAUACUUCACCAGCGUGCUCUUGAUGUGAAACUUGAUCCUUCCUUGCAAGAAAGAUGCAUGAAAGACUUGGGCAAAUGGUGCAGUGAGAAGACAGAAAGUGGACAGGAACUCGAGUGUCUGCAGGAUCACAUGGAGGACCUGAUAAUUUCUUGCAGAGAGAUUGUGGGCAAUCUAACAGAGUUGGAGUCUGAGGACAUUCAGAUUGAAGCUUUGUUAAUGAGAGCCUGUGAGCCCAUCAUUCAGACCUACUGCCAUGUGAGUUUUGUGUGUAUUUGUUUUUUCUUAACUUUUCCCAUUGCCUUCAGGGUACCCAGUGGUUUUCUUUUUGUUAGAAUGGUUCCUGGCCUUACCAAAGGUAUUCUGAAGUUUAGUCUUAUUAGGGGAAGAGCAAUAGGUCCUUGGUCUUGGGUAGAUGUGGUUAUCUGCUUGAGUACAACUGUAAGAAAUGAUACCCUGCAGGAUAUAAAAGAUCAACGUGUUUCUCUGAAGUGUCGGAAACAGCUAAGAGUAGAGGAACUGGAAAUGUCUGAAGAUAUUCGUUUAGAACCAGAACUGUAUGACUCUUGCAAGCAAGACAUUGGAAAGCAUUGCCAGAAUGUGCCCUAUGGAAAUGCUCAGAUGAUCGAAUGUCUGAAAGAUAAUAAGAAACAGUUGACUCAGCGCUGUCAUCAAAAGAUAUUCAAGCUGCAGGAGAAUGAAAUGAUGGAUCCUGAGUUAGAUUACACCCUCAUGAGGGUUUGUAAACAGAUGAUUAAGCGGUUUUGUCCCGAAUCAGACUCUAAGAACAUGCUGCAGUGUCUUAAACAGAAUAAAAACAGUGAGCUGAUGGAUCCAAAGUGUAAACAAAUGAUCACCAAACGCCAAAUCACCCAGAGCAGUGAUUAUCGCCUAAAUCCAGUGCUUCGAAAAGCCUGUAAGGCAGAUAUUCCAAAGUUUUGUGAGAGCAUUCUCAUCAAAGCCAAAGAUGACAGUGAGCUUGAGGGACAAGUCAUCUCUUGUCUAAAACUUAAAUAUGCAGAUCAGCGUCUUUCUCCAGAUUGUGAAGACCAGAUCCGAGUAAUUCUUCAGGAAUCUGCACUUGACUAUAGGCUAGACCCCCAGCUUCAGCUGCAUUGUUCUGAUGAGAUAUCUAGUUUGUGUGCAGAGGAGGCUGCUGCUCAGGAGCAAACUGGACAAGUUGAAGAAUGUUUGAAAGCAAACUUACUCAAGAUUAAAAAUGAACAGUGCAAGAAGGAAGUGCUUAACAUGUUGAAAGAAAGCAAGGCAGACAUUUUUGUGGAUCCAGUCUUGCAUACUGCAUGUGCGCUGGAUCUUAAACAUCAGUGUGCAGCAAUCCUUCCAGGAAAAGGAAGACAGAUGUCUUGUCUAAUGGAAGCACUAGAAGAUAAACGGGUUCGUUUGCAACCAGAGUGCAAGAAGAGAUUACAGGACCGCAUUGAGAUGUGGAGCUAUGCAGCCAGGGUAGCACCAGCAGAGGGGUUUGCUGACCUGGCUAUGCAAGUGGUGAUGUCUCCUUCAAAGAACUACAUACUGUCAAUGAUGGCACUUUGUGUUUGUAUGCUGUUCCUGGUUGGAAUUCUUUGUGGCCGUAUAACCAAGCGUGUAACACGUGAGCUUAAGGACAGGUAGAACUACCUUAAUUGUAUGUACCCCAGUUUUUCCUCGGUCUAUUCCUGCCUUUUACCAACCACUGCUCUCAUCAUUCUGUCAUGUCUUGGACCUGUACAGCCAAGCUCUGGGGAACACCUUGCAGCUAAAUUCCUUCAGUGCCACUCUUCUCCAGCUGAAGCUUCAGCAGUGAUUCCACCUGUCUUACAGUCAAGCCUGAGUUUGACAAGGCAGGUUGUUCCCCUCCUGCCAGCUAAGAGACUUGUUCAGUUACUUUUAGUCGUGUUUAUCCACUGUGUAUAUCUGCCAUCCUUCAAUCAAAUGGACCUUAACAUGAGGGCUCAAGGAGUUCUUGAUGUAAAGAUGAAUCAUUCAGAAUUCUCUGUCACUUUUGCUUCUGCAUGUUUUAUUUUCUUAUGCAAUUUUUGGGGAAUGGGGGAGGGGUAGUUUUGGGUUUGGUCUGGUGCUGGUGAGUAGCACUAAUGCUCUUUAACAUCUAACCACUUCCUUUUUUUGCGGUGCCAUUUUUUUUUUCCAUGUUGGUAUUGCACUUCAUUGGGAAUGGGCGGCAGGGUUUUUCAGAAGAGAGGGGCUCUUGGCACAGAUGGAAAAGAUGUAUAUUUUUACUUGGACAGAACUAUUGAUUUCCUGUAUGCUGGCUUUAAAGUUUGACUGUUUUAAUAUUUUAGGAUACAAAUUGAAGGUUAUUUGCACACAUUGUUUUUUUUUUUUGUUUUUUUUUGGUUGGGGUGGGCAGGGUUUAGGGGAUUGUUAAAUAUUGCUCAGUCCUCAGCAAGACUUCCAGCUUUUGAAAUGUGACUGUUUUGAGCCUUUGAGCCUAUAAAAUUAUUUUAGAUUAUUGAAUGGCUAUAGCUGGAGGUCUAGUAGACUGCUGUAAAAUGAAAAUUGAAUGGAUCUUCUUUUACAUGUAACCAUAUCAAAAUUUUUGUUGCCUUGGAGUGCAGUAUUCCAGAUCAUGAAGAUUCUGCCUUUUACAGUUUUUAGAGUCAUGUUUACUUCUCCUGUAUCUGUAAGUUGGGUACAUUUUGCAUCAGUCACCUCCUUGCAAAAAACAAUAUGAAUCUUGCAAGUUUCUUCCUGCCAUGUGAAGAAGUUGCAUGUCCUCUUCCCAUCUUUAGCAUUCUCCUGGUCUUUACAAAUGAUUCACCUAUUUAACUGCAUUCUGAGGCUGAUGAAUACAUUUUCUAUCUUUUGUCCUAAAGAAGGCUGAAUACCCUUAAAGUGAGUAUUGAUUUAGAGUUAUUGUUCUUUGAGAUGAAAUCAAGGUUCUUUUUUUGCUCUGUGUUCAAUUAAUCCGAAAGAGCAACUGUUGGAAGUGUAUUUUCCAAAAGGUAGUUUGUAUUUUUUUAUUUUUUAUUUAACUCAUCUCACUUUCAUUUUGGCCAAAUAUAACUAUUUAUUAAAAUAAAUUAGUAAAGCCUUUCUUUUCAGUUUUCCUCUGGUUUCCUUCCUUUUAUCUGUGGUUAUCCUCUGUACAGCAGUGUUUUAGUAUGGGACAAUCUUAAAAUUUGCCAUUUAGACAAUAUGGUACUGCACAAGAAGCUGAGACUGUUUUCAAGACUUGCUGUUUUUUUUCUGUGCGAGUGUGCUUAUCUAUCCUCUUGUUCAAGCAGGUUUUUGUAGGAAACGUUGAGUUCUUUCCUCUACAACAUUCUAUGGGUUGAUAGCUAACUGAUUGGCUCAUUUGUGCUCCCAGUUUGUUCCUGCCUUAAGUGCAUUGUUGCCAGAACGUCUGUGUGUCAAUACUGCCUUGCACUCAGAAAAUUAGAUUCAGAAAAGGAAUGGAUUGGUGGAUGGAGAUUCUUUCAGCGUGGCAGAGGUUAGUUUGAGGAGCCUAAAUAAAUUAAUUGGUAGAGGUGAGACCAGAUAGAUGUUUAAUGUAAAUGGUAAUCUCUGUAAUACCAAAUGUCACUGCAUAUUCUAGCUGUGCAGGAGCAGUUGAAAAGAUGAAGCCAUAAAUGUUGGUACUAGUAGUUAAUUUUGGGUCUGCAUUAUUUUACAGAAUAUGUGAUCUUUUGAAUUAUGCAUCUUCUAUAUAUGCAUUUGUUAAGUUGAACACUUUUUUUCCACCUUUUUUUUCAUCUUUAGUCUGUCAUAAUAUGUGGUUGUGUGUGUUUGGGUAUGUGUGCUAUUUGACUGACAGGUGCCAUGUCCAGGGUUGGUUCCUGCUUUGCAGUCGGUGCUGCCAGGAUAGGCUUCAGCCCACCAUGACCCUUAAAAUUGGAUUGCACAGAUUAAAGAUUUAAUGAAUUUAAAGUUUUUUUUUUCUGUUUAUAGGUUUUAAUGAAUAGAAUAUAAGUGACACUGUUUAUUUUAUUUGUUUAUGUGAAUUGUGAGUUAUUAAUAUAAAAUAACUUUGCAGGUUUAGUAACAAUUUACCAUUUGCCUUCAAUAUAUUGUUUCAUUUUGAAGAAAAGAAGACUGGAAUGACUACAGGCAAGAUGUUUUGCCCAAAUAUUACUCUAAUAUGUUAAUUGUUUUGCCUGUUCAGCAUCUUGAAACUCUGAAAGCAAACAUGAAAGCAUGCUAAUAAGGCUAUAUCUAAAAACAUAAAUUUCAAGUGAUACUUGUAUAUUGAAGUGUAAAUACCUGACAGUGGUCCCUCAACCACAGAGGCCAUUAAAAACACUGAAAGUGUCCUAUUUUCUGGCUCAGACUGUAAAUGAAGCCUAUUGGUCUUAAAUUUAGCUAUACUACUACUUGAUGUCCGAGAUUACCAUUGUUGAUUUUGGAGAUUUUUACAAGCUGAAUAAUCUUUUCAAAGGUAAAACAAAAACACUUGUACUGGCUUUGUUUGUGGGCUUAUGCUGUAUUCUUAAUUUUGCAUAAAAUGAAAAUGUGUGUGUUUAUAGACUAUACAUGAUUCAAAAUGUCCAGAUUUUGUAGAACAAAAUAACUGUAAUUUUAGUUAUAGUUACAUGUUAAAUUUGUGAGAUCCCAUUUUGAUUUUAGGUUUAUUUUUUUGCCAGUAAAAUGUUUCAUUUGAUUGUUUCUCUUCCAAAAAUGUGUUUUCUUGUAUUGAGGAACACUAAUUUGUCAUACUGGUGAAAUUGGUAUUCUUAAUGUGAUUAGCUAAAGCAGCUGAGCUGAUAAUUAACUGUUUAUUAAAGAAAUUUGCUCUGGGAGCAGUUUGGGAAAUAAUAUUAAAGCAUAUAUUUCUGCUUUAAUUUGAAAUUCACUGGUGUACCAAGCAGUGUACAUUUAACAUAUGAUACCCUUAUCUAAUUGUAAGAUUUAAACAAUAAUUUGUUUAUACCACCAGGAGUAAUGAGUAAAUGUAAAAUGGGGCAAUUAUUUUGUUUCAGUAUUGUCAGAAAAGAGAGCAGGUAAGAAAAUGUUGGUUAAUACUGAUUAAAUAUGUAGACUUGUGGAUGUUGUAAUGCCCAUACUGCAAUAAAUAGUAAUGAAAAACAUAAGGAUAUUUGCAUUUAAAAAGAGUAGAAAAUGGGGGAAUGUUGGGUAUAUUAUAACAAGAGUUAGGCCUCACCAAUAUGUUUGCAACAAUUGUGCCAGUUAAUUUUGCAGUGUUUUAGAACUGUCUUUUAAUAAUCUAGAAGCCAACAGCCCUUUCAUAAUGGAUUUAGUAUGAACUUGAACUAUAAAAUAAGCAUUGUCUGCAACUGGGGAAUUUUGAAGAUGAAUGAGUAAUUUUUUUUUAUCUAGUAAUACAACACAACCAAACUUUUGUUUUCAUUUUGUGCAUCUCCAGCCAUCAGUCGCUAGGUUAAAAAGGCCUGUCAGAUGUUCUUGAAACCAGUAGCUUAUAUUUGUCAGUAAAGAGUGAAAUUUCCUUAAAUAGAGCAUUGGUUUUGUACAACUUCUUUCAUGUAUAAAACAUGAAUAUACCAAUUUUGUUCUACUGACUCUGCCAUGUAACUUUGAGAUAUAACAAAGAGUAAUAUCUUGCACAUUUUUUGAUUUCUGUACAGAUAAAAUUGGACAAUUUAUUAAUAAAAAGUCUGCAGGUUUUUA